CACAUCCGACAGGUGAGAUGACCAACCACCCGUCCCACUCCAACGGCAUGCAGAGCCUCCGGAAGGAACACCUGUACAAGGUGCUGGUGAUCGGGGACCUGGGCGUGGGGAAGACCUCCGUCAUCCGGCGCUACGUCCACCAGACCUACUCCAACAACUACCGGGCCACCAUCGGGGUGGACUUCGCUCUCAAAGUGCUCAACUGGGACUCCGAGACUGUCCGGCUCCAGCUGUGGGACAUUGCAGGUCAGGAACGGUUUGGGAACAUGACGCGAGUGUACUACCGUGAAGCCAUGGGAGCCUUCAUCGUGUUCGACGUGACACGGCCAACGACCUUUGAGGCCGUCGUCAAGUGGAAAGAGGACCUGGACUCAAAACUGAUGCUGGCAAACGGACAGAGCAUUGCCACCGUGCUGCUGGCCAACAAGUGCGACCAGGGCAGGGAGCUGACCAGCAACGGCAUCAAGAUGGACCAGUUCUGCAAGGACCACGGCUUUGUGGGUUGGUUCGAGACCUCUGCUAAGGACAAUCUCAACAUCAGCGAAGCUGCCAACUUCUUGGUCAAACACAUCAUGGCCACGGAGAAUGACAUCCUGAAAAGCGUGGUUCCAGACACCAUCUCCCCGCAGCUGGACUCCAGCAGGCAGAUGAGCUGCUCCGGCUGCCUCAAGUAGUUCAGUGCAGGCAGAAGAGAGAAUAAUGAACGACAAAGAAAGACGAUUUCACCACAUCGGAGAUUUCAAGGAAGCAGAACCUGAUACUGUUUGGUUUCUGUUUAAUAUUUUGCUUUAUUGCGCAACUGUGGAGUGAAUUAAACACUUCGAACUGAAGUCUCAUAGACUCAGAAAGCUGCACUUUUAUGUAACAGUGCAGUGGAGUGUGGGGACUUGAGAUACUGUGACUGUUCCAAUGUUGCCUUAUAAACAAAUAUAUUCUCCAGAUAAGUGUAUUAUCACUCGCUAUGCUGUUUAGCAUUAUUUAGUUUAUGGGCAAACAAGCAUUUUUAACACAAAAGCGGUCAGUCUUAAAGUUUUUAUAAUGAUACACUCAAAACUGUACAGACCAGACUUUCUUUAAGGUUUCUCUGCACAAGUCAUAAAAGCAAUAUUUGUCUUGAAUAUUAAAUCCCAGCUUGUGAAAUGAUGUGAAUUUUGCACAUACAUUUUUUUUAAUUGAUUUUAAAUUAUUUUCAGCAGGCUUGUCUCAGAGUGAAGUUAGACGUUAGUUGACGUUGCGUAGGUUAAAAUUCACACCACAACUGAUUACUGUGUUCAGCACUAAGAGUAACAUCUUUAUAUGCUUGAGGAAGCAGUUUCGGAGAAAUAUGGAGCUUCGACAAACAUCGUGGAGUUUGUCUAGUGUAACUAUUUUUCCAUGGCCAGUGGGCAGGUCUCUCUGAGCAGUUCAUGUUUCAGUGAACAGAGGAGACACGUCGCAGACAUUUAAGGGGUAGUUGUUGUUCUGUUUGAACUUUAGUUCGAUUAGUAUAUGGCUACAGUAUCUUAUUGAUUGGAUUACUGCUGUUAAUCUUGUGCGUUUUGCUUUCCUCUGUACCGACUGUCGGGUUGCAUACUAGACACGCUCAUUUGCCAAAACCUAAGCCUCAGUAUCCAUGGUAACAAGAGUCUUUUUUUAUAUGGUUAUCCUCUAACAUCUAUGUGAAGCUUUGUCUCAGCGUGCCAUGCAGACAGACGCGGUGCAUAUCCACAUAUAGAGAGAUUUCUCCCCGCUCGCUAUUCCUUUUCGCCUAAUCUUUCAUCUCUUCAUCUGCUUUGUCGUCUGUUAUUAUUUCCAGUUUUUUUUUUUUUUUAAAUACUUAACCUGCCUCUCUCCAUUUGCUUCUUUUCUGAUGUCUACGUACCGUGCACAGAAUGUUAUGUAAAAUGGUCUGUAUU
This is a messenger RNA of Salarias fasciatus (jewelled blenny), 1895 nucleotides long. It is a transcript of the gene rab38b, whose product is annotated as RAB38b, member of RAS oncogene family. Gene Ontology annotation, molecular function: GTP binding; GTPase activity. The record is from RefSeq and is a predicted model, not a curated record. Gene Ontology annotation, biological process: phagosome-lysosome fusion; endosome to lysosome transport. Gene Ontology annotation, cellular component: phagocytic vesicle; late endosome; trans-Golgi network. The transcript has 3 exons. The coding region runs from base 18 to 674 and encodes 218 amino acids. Lineage: Eukaryota; Metazoa; Chordata; Actinopteri; Blenniiformes; Blenniidae.